Messenger RNA from Lindgomyces ingoldianus, 2940 nucleotides. RefSeq lists its product as uncharacterized. NCBI's taxonomy places the organism in Eukaryota, Fungi, Ascomycota, Dothideomycetes, Pleosporales, Lindgomycetaceae. The transcript has a single exon. The record is from RefSeq and is a predicted model, not a curated record. The coding region runs from base 45 to 2450 and encodes 801 amino acids. Gene Ontology annotation, biological process: rRNA processing. Gene Ontology annotation, cellular component: nucleus.
AUCGAAUCUUUUAAUAUAGUCCGGAAGAGGGCACUCUGCUCAUAAUGGCUCCUAAUUCGUCAGAUCUAGCGGCCUUGCGUGCUAUUACUUUCCGUCUUUCUUCAACUCCAACCCUACAACUGCCUCAACAUGUUCCUGCGAUUGCCACCUCUUUGGCUAGUUGCAGGUCAUUACUAGCAACAAGCCAGUCUUCAGGAUCCAAAUCUGCCCCCGAAACAUCCGUAGCAGUUCACAAAUACAGAACUUUGGUAUCAACCCUUCUCCAGGACCGUUCGAUCCAAGGAAGAUGGGCCGCCGUCGUGCUCGUUAAAGCCACUGUUGAGCUUGGUGGAUGGGAAACCCUCCAAAGGAGCCUGCCAUGGGUUCGUGGGCUUUUGGGUAUUCUGACCAAACCGGACCCUCCAUCCUCAAAGAAAUUGUGUAUUAUCGCCCUAACGCGGAUCUUCGUUCUUACGCGGGAGUAUCCAACGCUGGCUCGAGAAAUCACAACACCUUCUCUCCCAACAUUCAUUCAGACUUGUUUGCAGAUGGCGUCUUCAAAAGCUUCGACUAGCCUUCUACAGGUGAUACUGGAAAGCUUCAAUCAGCUGCUCCCUCGCCAUCCUACUAUAUUCCGUUCCUAUCUCAAACAACUAAAGCAUCUUCUUAGUCAGAUCAUUGCGCCAACCCCGUCGAACAAAUUCGGACGAGAGGAACUUGGGGGACUGCAAGCACUAUUGUCAUUUGAAGUUUCUGAGAGCUCGCGGCGACUAUUUGCCCAACUCCCCGGUUCUGCGCCGAAAGGUGCCUCUAGCGAAGAAUGGGAGGCCACACUAGCAAACUCUAUAACCAAAGCCCACCGAACAGCCGACAAAGUAUUUCGGGCCGUGGUCGAAGAUUGGCAACCUCCCUCUGGAACCUUUGCAAGUGUAAACGAUCACACCAUGGAAGACGAGGUUCAGGACCGAGAACUAUCCGACCCCUCUCUUCCACCGUGGUCUGGAAUCUAUGCCGGAGGCGAAAGGAUGAUCGGGCUUCUGCGCCUAGUCAAAGAAUUCCUAGCAACACCCACUCCAAACUCCGUCACUCUUCGCGCCGCGCUUGUUUUGGACCUGCUUACAAGGAUCUUUUCACUCACAGUUCCCUGCUCAGGAGUUUCCAAGGACACUCAAUCUGGCCCAAGAUUCAAUAACCAAGUCACCCAAGCCGAGCGCGAAAAUCUUUGGGCUAUCUUGCCGCAGAUCCAUGUUGCCGCAAUGGAGGUCUUGCUUGCCUUAGCAAACCGGGUAGAAGAAAUUGUAUCCAGCUUGGACAGUGUUAUUGUAGACCAGUUGACAUGGGUGUUUGUCGCGGAAAAGCAGAAUCUACAAAUUCGGACCGCCUCUUAUUCAGUCGUGGCGCAAAUUCUUAGACGAUCAGGAAAGGCUCUCCCCAAAUCCACGGUUGACCAGCUCGCAAAUCUCAUACGUACUUGUUGCGAUGACCUUCUCCUUCAAACUCAAACCGAUACGGUGGCAACGCCAUCGCCAGCUCAGAAUAGAGCAAACGGAAGUAACCAAUCACAGUCAUCAACGAAUGCUGAUGCGUUUCUGAACACUUCUUCCAAUCCAAAGGAACCAAAUGCAAUCUUUGGAGGGCUGGAAGAGGCUGCACAUAGUCUCCUACCAAUGCUUUUUACCAAUUUACCUGCACAGCACCUUUCAGACUCUCUGAGAGCCCGAAUGGAUCGCACUGCUAUCCUGGCUCAGCACAAGGACGCUAUGAUUGCAAGUGUGCUGAAUCCUCCACCAAGCAAAAAAAUUGGGAAACCAGCAGUGAGUAUACUACCCCUCAUGGCAAGAUCUUUUGCCGGUGAGAGGGAUGUGGAAGGGCUGUUGCGACCAAGAAUGCCAGUCAUUCCCACAUGUGCCAAGGAGUCAGAGGUUGAUGACGAGGAUGUUGACGGAGAGGGGAUAGAGGGUGCUGAAGAAGAAGAGGAACGAUUUGUCGGUGAAGAACUUGACACAAUAUUGGAAACGGCGGCGCAAUCUGAAGAGGCAAGUGCAGAUCAAGCCAUAGCCAAUGCUCACAGCAGGGACUGGCCACCGAGCCCUGCGGCUUCCAGAUUUAUAUCGGUAGAGGCAGACGGCGGCCAGGAGACUUCUAUUAUACCUAUUCAAGGCUCUAAUGACAAUAAGAAAAGGGCGCAGGCUGAAGAUGAUCAUGAGUCGCCAGUAAAGCGGAUGAAAGUAGAUGGCGAUGAAGAGUUUGUUCUCACUACUCACCUGGCGAUAACACCCACCGCCACAAUGCCCACAGACACCGAGGAGUCUUACCGGAAAGCAACUGUGCCAGACAUUGUCCCAGGUGCUCCUCCUCCAGCAGCACUUCCACAGCCCCCAGCCACAGUCGUGGAGGACGACGAUGACAACGAUGAUUUUGGAGAAUUAGUUCUUGGGCAAGACACCGAUGAAGAAUCAGAACAACAGUAAAUAACGCGGGCACAAGAGCUAUCUAAAAGAGCUAUGCAAUUCUACAAUUUAGAAGUGGUCAACUUGUGAUACCCCGCGCCUCUUGACCACGCUCUCAGGAGAGGAAGUGAAAGCGUGUCGUACUAGGAGUGAAAGCACGGAGAUCGCCCCUCGUUAUCACCGCCAACAAAUGACUUCGCCCUGCGGCUAAAAUGUCUCUCUCCCACCAAUUAUCCACUUCAUAUCUUUGCAUUCCUAAGAUCAUGUCUUCGGAGUUCAACCUCCAGAUUCCAAAGUCUCGACACGUGAAGGCCGCACUCGUCUCUCCUGGUCGUGUCCGCGAUGCGGUCAAGGUUAUCGAGGCGAAAACUGAUACCCAAUCCGUCGCUACCCCAGAGUCUUAAAGAAAUACUUCCUACUGCACACACAUGCAGAAUCGGCAUAGUUGCUGAGAUUACUGGAAGCGUGUCCACUGCUGUCAAACGCAAGCACUCUACUGCUCUAGACAACA